AAGUUCAAAGGGCAAAGUUCAACGUGCAAAGUAGUGCGCGGCUGUGGGUGGGGUGCGUACCGUACCUCCACGUCCAAAGUCUCUAUCCUGAAUGUGUACGUUAGUGUUCUAUUAGACGUUUGGACGUGACAUCAUGGCGACAGACAAGUAUCUGACAGCCAGUCAGAAAGCCGUGGACUGUCUUCUAAAUACGAUCUGUCAACCCGACUUCAGGAAGGAACACAAGGAUCUGUCCUUCUAUUUCAAGUCAGUGACCUCCCUGUUGCUGGGUGGGAAGGUAAGAGAGGCAAACAUUAUCCUGGACCACAUCAAAGACACGUGCACGAAAGAUGGCGACUAUAUCUCACCUGGUGCGGAGGUCGGACAGAAGAGUGCCAACGGAGCGUACAACGAGUUUUGGGCGUAUGCCAACGGUUGGAUUGCGAUGGGGGCGAUACGGCUGCAGAGGUUUGACGUUGCAUAUCCUGCGUACGCGUACAUCCAGGAGCAGUUCUUCCACCCAGCGCUAGGUGGCGCUACUGUCAAACCUUACUCUAAGACAGAGCCAAACAUUGUCGAGGUCCUUUCAACCUCCCAUCUGGGCAUGGUUUUCAUGACCUUUGGUGACCUUGAGAAGGCUCGGAGGUGCGGCGAACUCCUCAUGGUGUUUACCAAGUCCAACAAGGAGGAUCCCAACACCUUCUAUCUGCGGAUGGAUGACAAUCAGAAACUGGUAAAAGACUUCCCCACUGAGGCAGCAGCCAUUUGUGCAGUGAAGGCAACUGAGCCUAACCAGCUCUACUUCUUCCUUGGUUACCCUGUUGCUUUCCUGGUGAAACUUGCCGCUGCCACUGGUAACCAGUCCUUUAGGUAGGCAUUUCUGAAAUUACAU
Molecule: messenger RNA, 871 nt
Organism: Branchiostoma floridae (Florida lancelet)
Lineage: Eukaryota; Metazoa; Chordata; Leptocardii; Amphioxiformes; Branchiostomatidae
Exons: 6
Coding region: 134-853 (239 amino acids)
Source: RefSeq, a predicted model, not a curated record